CGUUUUAUUACCAUCUUUUGCUGCACUGAAAUCAAUUGCAUAUGCCAUGAGUUCUUUGUUCUUUUGAAGUGGAGUUUCAAGGGCCCAAGGCUUUUCUAUUCUUUAAGCACUCAAAUUACUGUCUUAUUGUGUUUUAGGUAAUCUUUUCAGUUGGAGUUCAAGAAUGGCAACAAAGUACAUUGUUGGUUCAGUGUUGGCAUCAUUUGCAGUUGCAUAUGUUUGUGAUGUUAUUAUUGCAGACAAGAAGGUGUUUGGAGGUACCACUCCACAUACCGUUGCAAACAACGAAUGGUGGAAAGAGACUGACAAAAAAUUUCAGGCAUGGCCUCGCACUGCUGGUCCCCCAGUGGUCAUGAACCCUAUAAGCCGCCAAAAUUACAUUGUCAAGUCUUGAUUUAGAUGUUUGGUCUCAAGUUUCCUUUCGAGUAGUUGUGUGGUAGUUCGAUUGUAAUAAACGUUUGUUUCUGCUUGUGCAACUACGGGUGUUAUGUCUUGUAUCAGUGAAUUGACUAUGAAACUUGAAAGGAUACAUGAUCAAAUGGAUAAA
This is a messenger RNA of Solanum stenotomum, 547 nucleotides long. RefSeq lists its product as uncharacterized. The record is from RefSeq and is a predicted model, not a curated record. The transcript has 2 exons. Lineage: Eukaryota; Viridiplantae; Streptophyta; Magnoliopsida; Solanales; Solanaceae. Bases 164 to 394 code for a protein of 76 amino acids.